AUGCUGCAUCAAGUGCCAGAUUAUUCGAAGAAGCGUAUCGGUCCCGGAGAAGAUGGUACUGGAGUAUAUUUGACAGGAAAACAAAAAGUACAAGGAGAAGCAGACAUGAAAAAAUGGUUCAUGAAUUUGGUUGCAAGUGAUUUGAUAUCACUGGAUCGGAGUUUGCCAGAUCAUCGCCACAAACAGUGCCAUAAAAUCAGUUAUUCUGAUGAUUUACCAGUUGCUUCUGUGGUGAUUAUUUUUACUGAUGAAGCAUGGUCACCUCUAAUGCGAACAGUGCAUUCCGUAAUCAAUAGAACACCACUUAAAUUGCUACAGGAAAUCAUUCUAGUCGAUGAUUUUAGUCAGAGAGAUGAGUUAAAGGAAAAGCUAGAAGAAUACAUUAAACGGUUUGGUAACAAAGUACGUUUGGUACGAGCGCGAGAACGGCAAGGUUUGAUACGAGCGAAAUUAUUAGGUGCAAAAGAAGCAGUUGGUGAUGUAUUGGUAUUUCUUGAUUCUCACUGUGAAGUAGGGGAAGGAUGGUUAGAGCCACUGUUGGCACGUAUCAAAGAUAAACGGUCAGCUGUUCUUUGUCCUAUAAUUAAUCAUAUAUCAGCAGAAACAUUAACUUAUUCGGCUAAUGAUCGCCCUAUGAAUGUUGGUGGGUUUUCGUGGAGCCUUCAUUUUUUGUGGGAUCCUAUGCCGAAGGAAUAUUCCGAUGCUGAUCCCACGGAACCAAUCAGGUCUCCAACGAUGGCAGGUGGUCUUUUAGCAGUAGAUAGGUCAUAUUUCUUCGAAGUUGGUGGAUAUGAUCCUAAAAUGGAUAUAUGGGGUGGAGAAAAUCUUGAAAUGUCAUUUAGGGUGUGGAUGUGUGGUGGAAGUAUUGAAUUUAUUCCUUGCUCACAUGUUGGCCAUAUAUUUCGAGAUGGUCAUCCUUAUAAUAUGAUUGGGCCUGGUGACAAUAAAGAUGUGCAUGGUACCAAUUCAAAAAGACUUGCAGAAGUGUGGAUGGACGAUUACAAAAAAUUUUAUUAUAUCCAUCGAUUAGAUUUGAAGGGAAAAGAUGUUGGUGAUCUCUCGGAAAGAAGAGCUUUGCGCCAAAAAUUGAGAUGCAAAUCAUUUAAGUGGUAUUUGCAAAACGUUGCAAAAAAUAAAUUUGUUUUAGAUGAAAAUGUUGUAGCAUUCGGCGCGCUGCGAAAUCCAUCAAGUGAACUUUGUUUGGAUACACUACAACGUAAUGAAGAUGAAGUUAUACCUCUUUGUGUCUUUUCAUGUCAGAAUGGUAAAAGCCAAUCUCAAAUAUUUUCUUUGACAAAUGAUGGAAUACUGAGACGUGAGUUAACUUGCGCAAAAAUUGAUCGGGAUACUGUAGGAACUAAUAAGACGAUUGUUCAAUUAGUGCAUUGUGGAGAAGAAGAGAAAGAAGACAAAUGGAUUUUGAAGGAUGGAAAAUUACGAAAUGAGAAUAUGGAUUUGUGUUUGGAUGUUACAGGACUGAAGAAUAAUGAUAAUAUUAUUGCACGCAGUUGUAUAAGCGAUUUAGAUACACAAAAAUGGGAAAUUCUAAAGGUCGAUUUCUAA
This is a messenger RNA of Brugia pahangi, 1563 nucleotides long. Lineage: Eukaryota; Metazoa; Nematoda; Chromadorea; Rhabditida; Onchocercidae. The record is from the annotation of a GenBank genome assembly.